Molecule: messenger RNA, 885 nt
Organism: Symbiodinium sp. CCMP2456
Lineage: Eukaryota; Dinophyceae; Suessiales; Symbiodiniaceae
Source: the annotation of a GenBank genome assembly
AUGAAGAUGGCGAUGGCAAAGCGGCUACAGCUGCGAGCGGAGUCCAUGUCCGUUCUCGCGACGGGCGUGGCCGUGGCAUGUCUCGGCUCCUGCUUCAGGAACAUCAUCGGGGUGGAGCUGGAGAAUCCUUUUGGCGAGGACACGAACGAUCUACCUGCAGCAGAGACUCACGAGCAAUUCCGACGCCAUAUCCUGCUCCUCUCCGACCCCGGGGCAUGGCAGGUUCCCAGGACGAAGGAUACUAUGAGCUAUGGCUUCGAGGAAUUGCGGAACGCAUCCGGUCGGCGGGUGAGCUUGAAGCAGCACCUCCACAGCACUGGCAAUCUGGAUUCGCACGGGCACCACGGCCCGGACCUGGCGAAGGACAUGAAGGCCACGGACACUGCGGGCGCAGCGAACGGGCCAGGGCCGCAGAAUCCGCAAACAAGUCCAAAAAGCCACGGCCCCGGCCACGAGCCCGGCGUGCAGAGCCAUCACGGAGGUGAGCACUUUUUUGCGGACCCAAAGCAGGUCGAGAUUCUGGAGCGCUGGCUCAGCAGACAAUCUUCGAUGUUAGAAAGCUUCCUGACAAAGCAGCAGGCCCUCAUGGAACAGAUGCUCAGGUUCCGCAAUGUUGAGGCCAGAGCUUGGCAAACCACCAAUCAGAUCUGCUCCGAAGUCCUUUCCCCUGCAGGUGAAGGCUUCGAGCGGGCCCUCGGUCUUCACUCCCGAGGGCUGCUGCUCCAUCAGCGCGAUGCGACCGAGGCCAGGAAGUGGGGAAGAACUCUGAGGCCUUGCAAUGGCCUUGCCUCUGCCUCUGACGCUGAGGCCUUUGGUUUGAAACCCGGUGACCAUCCGGACGGGGCCUCGCAGGCUGCCGCUGCGCCCGAGGCCAGGUUUUCCUAG